This is a messenger RNA of Photinus pyralis (common eastern firefly), 2871 nucleotides long. RefSeq lists its product as uncharacterized. The record is from RefSeq and is a predicted model, not a curated record. Lineage: Eukaryota; Metazoa; Arthropoda; Insecta; Coleoptera; Lampyridae. Gene Ontology annotation, molecular function: protein dimerization activity.
GGAGCAGUUCCCUCAGUGUUGCCAAUGUGAGGGAAUUUUCCCGACUGGCGGGAUAUUUAACCACCGCAUGGAAUUUUUUCGGGAAUGAUCAUGUUGGGGGAAAUUUGGGGAAUUUUUCACAUUUUAUUCGUGAAAUGGGACAAAUACUUAUAAAAUAAAAUAUAAAAUGCUUAUGUACCUUUGAUGAAUAUUAAGUACAGUUUUUAAUUAUUAAUUACAACAUUUUUAACUGCUCUGUGAUAAUGGUCGCUUGUUCUUGUACGAGACCUACUCUGUGGUAAUCGAAAAUAAACAGCAGUUUAGCCACAGCCACAAACACGCGGAACGAAAGGCAGCGCCGCGCCACGCCAGCGCGUAACACUUUACCACAAGUUAGGUUAACGUUUGUUUAUGAUUGUGUUGUUCUUUUAUUGUUUAAAAUGGAGAGGUGGCUGAUUAAGAAAUCUACUGCUAGUGAGUGUAACACUGUAGAAAGGAAUGAUCCUGAUGAAAACGAGGAGGAGGGUUCCAGUUCCAUCGAAAUGGACUUGGAUUCCAUGGACAACCACGAGCUGACUAGUGAAGAGGAAUCGUUCUCGAACGUUGAAAAGCCUUCCAAAAAGAAACGAGAAAAAGGAAUGUAUGUGAAUAAAUUUUGUGAAUCAUGGCUUAGCGUACCACAAUUUCAAAACUGGCUGAAGAAAUCUAGAAGAACAGACAAGAGUGGACAUGACUUGUGUUACUGCGUUUUAUGUAAAACGGAAAUAAUGUGCCACAAAACUGGAAUAUUACGCCACAGCUUGUCCAAAAAGCACAAUUUGAACAUGAAACAAGUAUCCACAAAUACUAAAAUCCCAAAUUUAUAUAAAAUCUCGCCAACAGACGACAAUGUCAGAAAUGCUGAAUUAAAAUUAUCUGCUUUGUUAGCCACCAAUAAUUUAUCUUUUUCACUAAUGGAUACCUUAGCUCCAUUGUGCAAAAAUAUCUUUCCGGACUCUGAGAUAGCACAAAAACUAUCGCUUAAAAGGACGAAAGCUACUGCCUUAAUCACAAACAGUUUGGGAAAGUUUUUUUUUGAGGAUCUGUACUCUAUUCUUCAAAUUCCUGGCACAUUUUUUUCUAUUAUCAUGGAUGAGACGACAGAUAUUGGAGUAAAAAAACAGUGUGCGUUUACUGUAAUUUAUUGUGAUCCAAAUAGUGGCAAAAUUGUGACAAAGUUUUUUGACAUGAUAGAAAUUAGUUCAGGUAAAGCGGAAGAUCUGUAUAGAUCACUUAAAGAAGUAAUUGUAAGCAAAAAUAUUCCUCUUACAAAUCUUGUUGGGUUUUCUUCAGAUACAACCAAUGUCAUGGUUGGACAUAAUAAUUCAGUUUUUUCAUUUUUAAAAGCAGAAUUAAAAAACAUUGUUUGUGUAAAAUGUUCUUGUCAUAUGAUUCAUUUAAGUGCAUCAAAAGCAUGUUUGAAACUUCCACGUUCAGUGGAAGAUUUACUUAGAAAUUUAGGGUCUCAUUUUAAUAGAAGCCACUUGCGACAAGAAAGAUUUCGAGAAUUUCAAGAGUUUUUUAAGACAGAUAUUCAUAAAAUACUGUCACAUGCUACUACUAGAUGGUUGUCUAUGAAACAAUGUACUGAUAGAGUACUGGAACAGUAUGAUCCACUUAAGGCUUAUUUGAGAGAAUUAACUUUCACAGAUCCUUCAAUAAGUAACGAUGACAUGUUGAAAACCAUCGAAAAUCAUUUUACUAAAAUAUAUUUAGAAUUUAUGUCGUAUACUUUAGAAUUGUUAAAUGGGUUUAAUCUAAUGUUUCAAUCAGAAGCGCCCCUAUUGCAUAAAUUAAAACCUCAAGUAGAGAGCCUAUUAAAAUCACUGUGCAGUAAUUUUAUAGAUGUUAAGUACAUUAGAAAACAAGGUUCCGUUUUGAAAUUAAACCAUACUGAUCCCACCAAUUUCGUUCCAUUAGAUCAGCUGUACCUUGGUAUUCAAGCAUCUGAAAGCAUCCAGAAUUUAAAGAACGAUCCUAAUGUAGCACGAGAAGACAUUGAAAGGUUUUUUAAAAGUUGCUUAAAUUUUUAUAUUGAGGUUGUAACUGAUAUAAAAACUCGAUUUGAUUUUAGUGAUCCUGUGUUUGAAAUAAUUAAAAUUGUUGAUCCAGGGUUUGCAUAUGGAUUUGAAGUAAAAUCACUAAAUUUUGUAGUUAAAAGAUUUCCAUUUUUAAAUGAUUUUAUAGAUAUUCAAGAAUUGGAUAAUGAAUGGAAAGAACAUGCUUUGUUGGACUUACAUAAAUUAGGUAUUAAUAUUUCAUAUGAUGCACAGGAAUAUUGGCAAAAAAUAUUUGCCUUAAAAAACGCUGCGAAUAUUGAGCUUUUUAGUAACUUAAAGACAGUUAUUAAUUUCCUCUUAGUUUUACCGUUUUCAAAUGCUUCUGUGGAAAGAAUAUUCAGCGAUUUAAAAAACAUAAAAACUGACCAUAGAAACAAAUUAAAUACGGCCACUAUUAACGCUCUAAUAGCAACAAAACAAGGAAUUACUAAUGUUGUAGAAUUUAAGGUAGAUAAAACUAUGUUGAAAUCGAACAUUUGGAAAGAAAAAUAAAAAGUUCUCUGGUUGUCUUGUUUUUUCUUUGUAUACGAAAUCUUAUAUCAUAGUGUUUGAUAUACAAGAUGUUCGUUGAAGAGAUCGUAUAUAUACACAGAGUGGUAUAUUAAAUGUACGAAAAACUUCAUUUAUAUACGUACCCAUAGGCACUUCAGUAUUUAGUAUCCUUCAAAGGUCACACUUGCGGGUUGGAAGAGAGAAAAUAAUGAAUAACCGCAUUUUUCUUUUGGGGCGGGAAAAAUUGGGAAUUUUUUGUAUGGAUAGUUGGAUUUCUGCAUUUUUAUGAUUGGCAACACUG